Messenger RNA from Panicum hallii, 1044 nucleotides. RefSeq lists its product as uncharacterized. The transcript has 2 exons. Gene Ontology annotation, molecular function: protein binding. The record is from RefSeq and is a predicted model, not a curated record. NCBI's taxonomy places the organism in Eukaryota, Viridiplantae, Streptophyta, Magnoliopsida, Poales, Poaceae. The coding region runs from base 1 to 1044 and encodes 347 amino acids.
AUGACGGCGGCGGUGCGGGAGCUGCCCGACGACGUCCUCGCGGAGGCCCUCCGGCGCCUCGCCCCGCGCGGCCUGGCCACGUCCCGGUGCAUCUGCAGGGCGUGGCGCGAUGCGAUCGACGCCCGCCGGCUGCUGCGCGCGGAUCUCCUCCCGCGCUCCGUGGGCGGCAUCUUCAUGGAGUACUGCGCGCUCUACUCGCCGGAGUUCUUCUCCAGGCCCUCCGCCUCCAGGCUGCCGAUCUCUGGAAGCCUAGACUUCAUGCCCGCCGUCCGGCGUGUCUUGAGCCACUGCGCCGGCCUCCUGCUCUGCGGGUGGCACGGGCACGUGCGGUACGUCGCCAACCCGGCGACGCGGCGGUUCGCGCGGCUGCCGCCAAGCCCGCCGCCGACCUUCGGGGAGGCCUUCGACCAGGCGGCCUGCAUCGUGUACGAUCCCACGGUGUCGCCGCACUACGAGGUGUUCUUGAUCCCCGUCCUCCCCGAGGAGCACGAGACCAAGCUGGAUUCUGAAAUGCUGCGAUCGGAGUGGCCGCCGCCGUCCUACGCGACGCAGGUGUUCUCGUCUGCGACGCGGCGGUGGCAGGAGGCGUCCUUUCUUCGCGUAGGGGAGGCGGCCGGAGUUUCCGCGGACAUGAAUUCAAGUCCGAACUGGAACGUGCCCAACCACACGGCCUACUGGCGAGGGGCGCUCUACGUGCAUUGCCUAGGCGACGUGUUUAUCACAAGGAUAUCCCUGUCAGAUGCCAAGUACCAAAUAGUAAAAACGCCGAGGGACAAGACAUACCUCCGUUUAGGAAGAUCAGAGAAGGGGGUGUAUUGUACAACCUCUGAAGAUGGAUUCCAUGAUCUUCCCAUUUGGCACCUCAAUGAAUCAUAUGGUCAGAUGGAGUGGGUGUUGAAGCAUCAUGUUAACCUUAGGUCCUUUGCACGUAAGCUGCAUGCGCUUGAGGACUACCAUCGGCAAAAUAGAGGACCUUGGAUCUUACAAGAUAAUAUAACUAUCGUCGUAAGAAUCAUCGUGGAGCUGACAACUACGUUGCGGUAG